AUGGUGAGACCUAAGGAUAAAUUUCGGGAACAUGUAGAGCAACGUGGUUUGGGUCGUUUCACAUAUAACUAUUGUGGACUUAAUUAUUCUGGGAGUGUUUCACGAAUGAAGGCUCAUUUAGCUUGUCAAUCUGGACAUGAUGUUCAAAUUUGCACCCAAGUUCCUGAGCACAUUCAAGCUGAUGUCCUGUUUGAUUCAUGGAAAAAAGCAGAAAUCAUGCAAUAUGUUAGCAACAUAAAGGCGACAUGGGGUAUCACAGGUUGCACAAUUAUGUCCGAUUCUUGGACUGACAUAAAGAAGAGGUCGUGGGUUAAUGUGAUUGCUUACUCUCCUGGGGGUGCUGUGUUUUUUAAAUGUAUUGAGUGCGGUAUAAAUAGAUUAACUUCAACAUUCCUUUUCAAUGAAAUUUCUGAUGUUAUUGAAGAAGUUGGACCAAAUAAUGUUGUGCAAUUUAUUUCAGAUAAUGGUUCUAACUUUUGUUCUUGUGGUGAAAUGUUGACUGAAAAAUGGCGUCAUAUGUAUAGAACAAAUUGUGCUACUCAUGGGAUUAAUCUGCUUUUGAAAUAUAUUCACAAAAAAGUUAAAUGGGUGAGGGAAGUUAUAAAAGAUGAAAAACUUGUAGUGGAUUAUAUUCACAAGCACACAAGUAUUGUAGCAUUGAUGAGAAAAUUCACCAACAAUAGAGAUAUCAAGCAGCCUUGCAAGACAAGAUACAUUUUGGGAGGGGCAAAGGAAGUUGUUGCUUUCAUGGAGCCACUUAUUCGUAUUAUUUGCCUUGUUGAUUCAGAUGGUUCUACUACAGGUUACUUAUAUGAAGCAACAAAAAGGGCAAAAGAAACAUUGAGGAAAUUUGUGGAGAAGGAUGGAGGGAAGUAUUUAGCCAUAAUGGACUUGUUUCAAUUUAGGUUAGAGAAGAACAUUAUUCAUCAUGUUCAUGUCUUUGGUGUACUUUUGAAUCCUUCUAUUAUAUUUGGUGGUCAACUUGAUAUUGAUGGAACUAAAUUUAUGAAUGCAAAAGAAUUUAUUAUGGACAUCAUGGUUCCUUUAGAAGAUUGUGAGCAAUUCAUGCAAGAAGUCAUUGAUUAUCGCAUGAAAAGUCCAUCGUUGUUCAAUAUGACAGGGUGGACAAUGAUGAAAAUUAACCAUCCAAGGAUUUGGUGGCAAUUUGUUGGUAGUGCAUUUCCUGUGCUUCAAAAUAUUGCUUGUAGAAUCUUGAGUCAACCUUGUAGUUCCUCUCCUUGUGAGUGUAAUUGGAGUGCUUGGGAUGUAGCACGAAUAAAGAAAAGAAAUAGAUUAGCCCCAGAGAUGCUAGAAGAUUUGGUGUACAUCAGGAUGAACUCUAUGAUGAGGGAGAACUAUGAAAGCCAACUACAUAAAGAUUCAAGGCCUAUUGAUUUAAACAAUCUUGGUGACUUACCUAUAGUAGACUUUGAGCUUGAAAUGGAGAGGCUUGAGCAGACGUACGAGGAACUCCAACCAUCUGACACUGGAGCUGGUGAAGGAUCUACUUCAUAUAGUUUAAUGCCUCCUCAUUGA
Messenger RNA from Macadamia integrifolia, 1536 nucleotides. RefSeq lists its product as uncharacterized. The record is from RefSeq and is a predicted model, not a curated record. The transcript has 4 exons. Lineage: Eukaryota; Viridiplantae; Streptophyta; Magnoliopsida; Proteales; Proteaceae. Gene Ontology annotation, molecular function: protein dimerization activity. The coding region runs from base 1 to 1536 and encodes 511 amino acids.